CUUUCCUCUUACUAAAUUCUGGGUUGAAUCUAAGCUUCGAAUGUGUGUUUUUGAUAAAACUUUGAACGAGUACAAUUUGUAUACGUUUUAUCUUUCUUUCUUUCUUUCUUUUGUGUCAGUUACAGAUAUCAAUGUUCUUUGAUUAGACUUGAAGAACAGUGACCUCCUCCCCCAUUAAUGAAGCUUUUUGUCUUUCUUUCUCUUCUUGGCUACUUAAAAAUAUCCAAUUUUGUAACCUUUUUCAAAAGUUUCAACGAUCUACACUGUUCUUUGCAAGCGAGGUUCUUCACGGGUUGUAAUGUAAAAGAAAAAAGGAAAAAAAAAAUUACCCUAUAAAUCUGCUUUUUUGUUUCUCUUUAACACGAAGAGAACCUGAUUCUUCGAGACACGAGAAACCAACUUUUCUUUCUCUCUCUUUUUAUUUUUUUCCUAACCAAAGUGUGUGACUUUUUCUUCUUUUUGUUGGGCAGAGAUUUUGAAGUGAAGUGAGAGGUCUCAAUCUUUUUUCUUUUGUGGUCAUCUCUCUUGAGUGGUGAAGAGGAAGAAGAAGAAGACGAGAGAGUAAAUCUUUAAAAGAAAAUGGAAAUGGGUCGUCGCGAUAUGAGACGUGGAAGAGGAGCCAAUCGAUCUUCCAAGAAGAAAUCAUCUGGAUCUGUGGUUUCGGCAAAACAGAAGAAAGGAACGUUGAAGAAACUGAGUUUAGCUGCUGAUGAUGAGAGAAUGAAUCAUAAGAAGCAAGAGAUGAUGAUGUGUUACGACUUCCCUGCUUCAGAUUUAGAAAACGAAGUGGUCUCUCUAAAGAAGAAGAAGAAAUCUUCUAAGCUUCUAAAAAAGAGUUUGAAGGAGAGUAAUGGUGUUGUGCAUCCUCAUGCCUCUGUUCCAAGGAAGCUUCGUUCAGCCAUGAAGAAGAGGAAUCUUGAAUCUGUUUCUAACCUAUCCUCUCCUUCAAAGAGACUUAACCGGUCCAUAACUGGAAUCGAAUCUCUUAACAUGGAUUUGGUUAACAAGGAGAAUCAAGAAACGGAUGCAAAAGCUAUUGUUGUUUCUAAGUCCAUGAUGAUUUCUAAAGAUGAGGAAGAAGUUGCAGAGACGUUGUUCGGUUUAGCUGAUAUGUUUAACGAGGCUGGCUCUGUUGAUAAGGAAACUUGUGAUGCUUUGUUGUCUGAUGAUGAUGAUGAUAAAGAACCCACCAAAGCUGACUCAGUCUUGGUUGUUGAAACUGGCUUUACCACCAAAGAUGAAUCACUUGAACCGGCGGUUUCAGUUCUCUCUUCAGACAAAACUAAGCAGCUUGAUGAGAUUCCUUUACAGCAAAGCAGCUCAGUGAAUGUGACUGAUGCACCUGCAAGAGCCAUGGAAGCAAAGGCUGCAACAUGUGAUAUCAACUAUAAGAGCAACGGUCUUGGUCUGUGGCCUGGACUAUCUUCAACCAGGCCAUCUUCUACAAAGCUUCCACCAUGGAUGGGUCAAGCUCUUUCUUCUCCUACCAAGAAUGCUUCACCGUUAAGCGUCCGUCCGAGGAAGUUGAAGAGAUGUGCCUCUCACAUUUACAUUUGCCAACUCAUCAAAGCAUUACAGACCAGAGAGAGCAACCAAACCGAGCAAAGAUCAUCAGAAACGCCACAAUACAGAGUCCCUGACCCUGUGACAACGACUAGUGACUUUAAAAGCAAUGUUGCUCCAUCCAUCAGGUGUCAAAAUCCACAUCUGAUAGAUUUGUACAAGACAUGUAAUCCAAAACCUGUGCAAGAGGACCAGGCUCAGCUUUCUCUGGAGCUCUAUGGUCCAAAGACUACUCAGAAACAGGAACAGAGCUAUGACUUCCUCUCUCUCUCGUCUAAUGGAGCAUCACAAUCUCAUCCUCCGUUUCCAAACUCAUUUCCGCAGUAUCCUCCUAUCUCUGCAGCUUACAAUAGCCACCUCUCACCUGCACUUCCUAGCCAUCAGAUGCAGCAAAUGUCUCCUUAUCUAGCUAGUAGAUACCAAACCGCUUACAACGCAAACCACCACCACCAGCAGCAACAGCUUCAAAAACGGAUGUGGGCUGCUGCUCAGUAUAGACCUUUAACAAAUGGAAACACCGUCGUGCAGCCGUUAUCGAACCAAUACAGUAAACCAAACCUCUCUUUGAACCUGACCAGCAUUCAACCUCUGCAAGUUACUUCCUCGCCAAGGUACAACAACAAUGUAUUUCAGCAGCAACGUCGUCUCAUGUCUGCUGCUGCAGCAAUGUCAAUGAACCAUCACCAUAGCAACAUCCGUUCAAGGACGGUGAUGAACAGGCAAGAGCACCAUUUCCCACUUAUCUACGAGGAUACAAGAACACCAUUGCAGCUACUAUGCAACGAGCAGACGUGAAGAUGCUCUGGUUUAUAUAUGGUUAAAUUAGUUCAAAGGAUCAGACAUUUGGUUGAGAAAAAAUAAACAGAGUUCUGUUCUGUCUUCGCCGGAAUUUGAGAUGGUGUCUUUCUCAGGUGAUGAGAAUAGGAAGAACAAGGUUUUUCACAGAGAGAUGAUUGAAUCCACUUGUUCCAGAAAAAAAAAACACUAUGUUUUUUUUGUGUAAAUGAGAAUCGCAAGGGAAACAAAAACAAAUGUUAGCUGUUUGAGUUAUGUAAGAAAAACAUUUGCUCUAUGACAUGGCAAAUGUACUAGUACCAA
Messenger RNA from Brassica oleracea var. oleracea, 2661 nucleotides. RefSeq lists its product as uncharacterized. Bases 580 to 2358 code for a protein of 592 amino acids. The transcript is spliced from 9 exons. The record is from RefSeq and is a predicted model, not a curated record. NCBI's taxonomy places the organism in Eukaryota, Viridiplantae, Streptophyta, Magnoliopsida, Brassicales, Brassicaceae.